GCGUUGACGCGAGGAGAGAGCAGCCAAUGGAAGCGCGGGGGGCGAGGCCCGGCGGUGAUGGCGCGGGAGGGUGCCCUGGAGGAUCCAGCUGUGCCCCUAGAUGUUGAGGGCCCCCAAAAACGCCUUCCCUGCUCCCAAAAUUCUCCAGAUGUGAUCGGGGAGGAGCCAGAUCCAGAUGUUUGGGACCUGAAAAUGCCCAAAGUGGCCCAAGACCCCUCUGAGGCUCCAGAUGUAGCAGCAGAAGCCCCAAAUCCAGAUGUGCUAUGGGCCAAAAAUGGGCACCGGACACUGCUGGUGGAGAGUGACACAGAUGUGGAGGAGGAGGGGCCAAAUCCAAGUGUUGGGCCCCAAAAAUGGCUUAAAAUGACCCAAAAUGUGCCCGAAACUCCAGAUGUGGGGCUGAAAACCCCAAAUCCAGAAGUUCUAUGGCUUAAAAAUGCGUGCGGUACACUGCUGCUGGAGAGUGACACAGAUGUGGAGGAGGAGGAGGCUGAUCCAGAAGCAGAGCCCCCCAAACGACUGAAAAUAACCCAAAACAUCCCAGAAACUCCAGAUGUUGCAGGAAAGACCCCAAAUCCAGAUGUUUCAGGGCCAAAAAUGCAACAUAGGAUGGAGCUGGUGGACAGUGACACAGAUGUGGACGAGGAUCCAGAUGUGCAGCCCAAGAAAAGGCUUAAAGUGACCCAAAACAUGCCUGGAAUUCCAGAUGUGGAGGUGGAAACCGCAAGUCCAGUUGUGACAACGCCCAAAAUCGGACACUGGAGAAUCCUGAUGGACAGCGACACAGAUGUGGAGGAGGAGGAGGAGAAUCCAGAUGUGCAGCCCCAAAACCGACUCAGAAUGACCCAAAACGUGUCCGAAACCCCAGAUGUGGCUGCAAAACCCCUGAAUCCAGAUAUUUCGGGUCCAAAACGCCAUUCUCAGAUGCUGCUGUUGGACAGUGAUACAGAUGUGGAAGAUGAAGUGAAUCCAGAUGUGCAGCCCCCAAAAAGGCUCAAAGUCACCCAAAACAUGCCCAGAAUUCCAAAUGCGGAGGUGGCGACCCCAAAUCCAGCUGUGGAGAGGCCCAAAAUCAGCAAUCAGAUGCUGGUGGAGGACAGUGACACAGAUGUGGAGGAGGAUCCAGAUGUGCAGCCCCCAAAAAGGCUCAGAAGGACUCCGAAUUUGCCCAAAACUCCAGAUGUGCGAUGGGGGACACCAAAUCCAGAUGUUUCAGGUCCCACAAUCAGGAGUCAGAUGCUGCUGGUGGACAGCGACACAGAUGUGGAGGAGGAUCCAGAUGUGCAGCCCCUGAAACGGCUCAGAGUGACCCAAAACGUCCCUGAAACUCCAGAUGUGGCUGCAAAGUCCCCAAAUCCAGAUGUUUCAGGCCCUGGAAUCAGGUGCCAGGCAUUCCUGGUGGACAGUGACGCAGAUGUGGAGGAGGGGGAGGAGGAGAAUCCAGAUACUGAGACCCUAAAAAAGCUUGAAAUGACCCAAAAUGUGCCUGAAAGUCCAGAUGUGGUGGCACAGACCCCAAUUCCAGAUGUUGGAAUGACCAAAAAUGGGUGUCAGGCACUGCUGGUGGACAGUGAUACAGAUGUGGAGAAGGAGGUGAAUGCAGAUGUUCAUCCUUCAAAAAGAUGGGAAAUUCCUCAAAAUGUGCCCCAAACUCCAGAUGUGCCCACACAGCCCCCAAAUCCAGCUGUGAAGGGGUCACAGAGGGGUCACGGGGCACUGCUGGUGGACAGUGACACAGAUGUGGAGGAGGAGGAAAAUCCAGAUGUUGGGUCCCUAAAAAGACUGAAACCAGCCCCAAACGUGCCUGAAACUCCAGAUGUGAGGCUGAAAAUGCCAAAUCCAGAUGUUUCAGGCACAAAAAUUGGGAGUGGGAUGCUGCUUGUGGACAGUGAGACAGAUGUGGAGGAGGAUGAGGUAGGUCCAGAUGUUCAGCCCUUUAAAAGACAGAAAAUUACCCAAAAUGUGCCUGAAACUCCAGAUGUGCUCACACCAACCCAAAAUCUAGCUGUUGGAAGCUCUGAAUCCAGAGGUGGAGCCUUGGUGGUAGAGAGUGACCCUGAUGUGGAGGAGGAUGAGGCUGAUCCAGAUGUUCGGCCUUCAAAAAAAAAGAAAAUUACCCAAGAUGUGCCUGGAACUCCAGAUGUUGGGAGGCUUCAAAGGACCCAAAAUGUGGCCAAAACUCCAGAUGUGGAGGGAGAGGAGGAAGGGUGGGAUCCAGAUGUGGCCACCCAGCUGUUCCUGCCCCCAAAUUCAGAUGUGGGAGAGGCUGAGGUGGAUCCAGAUGUUGGGAGCCCAGAACAAAGCAAAAUGACCCAGAAGCCACUGGAAAUUCCAGAUGUGGAGGAAGAAGAGGCGUCAGAUCCAAAUGUGGCCACUCAGCCGUUCCUGCCCUCUCCAGAUGUUGGCAGCCCAAAACCACUCAAAAUGACCCUGAACCCUCCCAAAAUUCCAGAUGUGGAAGAGGAAACCCCAGAUUCAGAUGAGGAGGAAGAACAGGAGUCAGAUCCAGAUGUGGCCACUCAACUGUUCCUGCCUUCUCCAGAUGUUGUGAACCCAGAAAGCUCCAAAACAGCCCCGAAGGACACCAGAAUUCCAGAUGUGGAGGAGAAAGAGGAAUCAGAUCCAGAUGUGGCCACCCAGCUGUUCCUGCCUUCUCCAGGUGUGGGAAGCCCAGAAGGCCUCAGAACUACCCCAAAGGACCCCAAAAUUCCAGAUGUAGAGGGGCUGCCCUCCCUGGAUCCAGAUGUGGCCACGCAGUUGUUCCUGCCCCCCCAUCCAGGUGUGGAGGAUGGCCUAAAUCCAGAUGUUCUGAGUCCAAAACAACCCAGAAUGGCCUCAAAUGACCCCAGAAUUCCCGUUGUGAAGGCCGAGACCCCAGAUUCAGAUGUGGAGGGGGAGGAGGACUUGGAUGUGGCCACCCAGCUAUUCCUGCCCCCUGAUCCAGAUGUGGAGGGGGAAGGACCCUCACAACCAGGUGCCGGGUCCCUAAAACCACCCAAAAGUCCCCUAAACCUGCCCAAAAUUCCAGAUGUGGACAUGGAGAGCCCAAAUCCAGAUGAGGAGGAGUCCCUGAGGGGCCACAGGUUGUUGCUGGGGGAUGCUGAUCCAGAUGUAGAGGAGGUGGGCCCAAAUCCAGAUGUGGCAGUCUCAAAAAGACUCCAGACGGCCCCAAAAGUCCCUGAAAUUCCAGAUGCAGAGGUGGACACCGUAAAUCCAGAUGUGGAGGGACCACGGGGCCCUGGUCUGAAUCCAGAUGUGGCCACCCAGCUGUUCCUCCCCCCUGACCCAGAUGUGGAACGCCCAGAAAGCCCCAAACCAGCCCUGGACGAGCCCCAAGUUCCAGAUGUGGAGGAGGUGGCCCCAAAUCCAGAUGUUGAGGGUCCCCCAAGCCCCGCCCAGGAGGAAGCAGAAGCUCCGCCCACCCCACAGGUGCGGCGCAGUCGGCGAUUGGCUGGGAGUGGAGGGGGCGGAGGCUCUCAUGGCCCCACCCCCACCCAGAAUGGGACUGAUCAAGGCUCCAAGCCACGCCCCACACCCAAGCCACGCCCCCAGAGAGGGCAGGACCCAACAGUGGCCGUGCUUGAAGAGGCCACACCCUCCACGUCCAUAAAAGGAAAUGCGCUGGGCUCAAUGGCAGCCCCACCCCCAGAGGAGGAGGAGCCAGCAGAGGGUGCCAAGCGCCAGCUCCGCCCCCGGGCAGCACCAGGCUCCACCCAGAUCCGGGUGCUGUUCACAGGCCUGGUGGCCUCCCCAGCACUGCGGGUGGCCCUGGGGACGCUGGGUGGCACCGAGGCCACCUCUGUGCACGACUGCAGCCACCUGGUGACAGAUGGCAUCCGCCGGACACUGAAGUUCCUGUGCGCCCUGGGCAGGGGCGUCCCCAUUGUCACCCCCCAGUGGCUGCUAGAGAGUUCCCACAGUGGCCGCCCGCUGUCCCCAGGUCCCUUCCUGCCCCGGGACCCCCCCUGUGAGCGGCGCUUUGGCUUCCGCCUGCGCCCGGCGCUGGCCCAGGCCCGGGAGCAGCCCCUGCUGCAGUGUCCCCAGGCCCAAGAAUGGCCCCUGCUGCACAUGGCACUGUCCCCAGAUGUCCCCAUGUCACCUAAACCCAUUCCUGAGCCAGCCCCAGGCAUGGUGGCACCCCUUCUGCAGGGGUACCAGGUGCACGUCACCCCCAGUGUCCAGCCAUGCCCCGAGGACAUGCGGGACCUUGUCACCUGCUGUGGUGGCACCUUCCUGCCACAGCUGCCCCGGGAACACGCGCCAAUCAGCGCUCUCGUGCCAUGGCACUGCAGCCAAUGGCAGCGCAGAAUGGGCGGGAUUUUCGCUACCGUGCAAACGCCCGAGCUAGGUCACCAUGGUAACGAGUGAGGACGCUUGCGGGUUCGUGCCCCGUCCUCUGCCACUCUCAGCCAAUCAGCGCUCGCGGAUCGAAACAGCCAAUGGCGAUGAAGAAGGGGCGGGAGCAGUGUUGCCAUGGCAACGGGGCGGCCGGGCCUGGGGCGG
Molecule: messenger RNA, 4503 nt
Organism: Haemorhous mexicanus (house finch)
Lineage: Eukaryota; Metazoa; Chordata; Aves; Passeriformes; Fringillidae
Gene: MDC1
Product: mediator of DNA damage checkpoint 1
Exons: 8
Coding region: 58-4368 (1436 amino acids)
Biological process (GO): positive regulation of transcription initiation by RNA polymerase II
Cellular component (GO): nucleus
Source: RefSeq, a predicted model, not a curated record